Molecule: messenger RNA, 651 nt
Organism: Wyeomyia smithii (pitcher-plant mosquito)
Lineage: Eukaryota; Metazoa; Arthropoda; Insecta; Diptera; Culicidae
Exons: 1
Coding region: 1-651 (216 amino acids)
Source: RefSeq, a predicted model, not a curated record
AUGCAAGAAUUCAAGGAAUCCAAUACAGCAACCGAGGUGCAGGCACGCCUUGCUAAAUUGGAGGAGCUGUGGGAAGGCUUUAGCGAUGUGAUGGUGGAGAUUUUUGCACACGAUAACUACAGUGCAGAAACUAGUGGUUUAGAAAAAGAGCGAAUGGAAUUCAGCGACCGUUAUUACGAAGUCAAAUCCUUUCUGGUGGACAAGACUAAGGAGCUUGAAGAGCCACAUCGAUUAGCAAAUUCAACGCGAGUAGGAGACGUUACAACGCACGGUGGUAUGGACCACGUCCGGUUGCCGCAAAUUAAAUUGCAAAGUUUUAAUGGAGACAUCGAUGAGUGGUUGAGUUUCCGAGAUUUGUUUACAUCGCUCAUCCACUGGAAGGAAGAUCUACCGGAAGUAGAGAAAUUCCAUUAUCUCAAGGGGUGUUUGCAGGGAGGGCCAAAGAGUUUAAUCGAUCCGCUGCAAAUUACGAGAGCCAACUAUCAGGUAGCCUGGGAGUUGCUACUUAAACGGUACAACAAUUGUAAACAGCUUAGGAAGCGCCAGGCUCAAGCGCUUUUCAGUUUGCCCACACUGACCAAGGAAUCAGUAUCCGAUCUGCAUACCCUCAUUGAAGGCUUCGAGAGAAUAGUGCAGACCCUGUGUUGGUGA